Molecule: messenger RNA, 1659 nt
Organism: Drosophila eugracilis
Lineage: Eukaryota; Metazoa; Arthropoda; Insecta; Diptera; Drosophilidae
Product: saccharopine dehydrogenase-like oxidoreductase
Exons: 2
Coding region: 165-1457 (430 amino acids)
Biological process (GO): glycolipid biosynthetic process
Cellular component (GO): lipid droplet; plasma membrane; mitochondrion
Source: RefSeq, a predicted model, not a curated record
UAAGCUUCGACUUUGGCCGGUUGAGUAUUCGAUAUAUCUAUAUAUAUUGGUUGAAAUACGCCGAUUUACAGCUUAGCAGGUGUAGCUAGCAGAGACUCUGUAACAACAGUAUCUAGAACGGCGGACAAUCUGAUAACCAAUCUUUUGAAACGAUCUUCGGUAAAAUGUCUGCCGACCGUCUGGAUGUGAUUAUCUUUGGUGCCAGUGGUUUUACCGGCAAGUACACGGUUUUCGAGGCUGUAUCCGUGCUUAGCGGCUUGCGAUGGGGAAUCGCUGGCAGAAACCGCGAGAAACUGGUAGCAGUCCUUAAGGAGAUGGGUGCCAAGGCCAAAAAGGACCUCUCACAGGUCCCCAUCUUUAUAGCAGACGUCAACGACGAGGCUUCGCUGCUGGAAAUGGCCAAGAAGUGCAGGAUUGUUGUGAACACAGCAGGACCCUACCGAUUCCACGGCGAGAAGGUGGUAAAGGCCUGCGUCGAAUCGGGCACGCAUCAUGUGGAUGUUAGUGGAGAGCCCCAGUACAUGGAGACGAUGCAAAUGAAGUACGACAAGCUGGCCAAGGAAAAGGGCGUUUAUGUGGUCAGCGCCUGUGGCUUUGACUCCAUACCCGCCGACAUGGGCGUCAUCUUUGUGGAAAAAAACUUUGAUGGCGUCGUGAACUCCGUGGAGACUUUUUUAGAGAGUGGAAUCAAGGAGGGCGAAAGUGGAAGAGGCAGCGCUGGACUAAACUACGGAACCUGGGAGAGCGCAGUCUAUGGGCUUGCCCACGCGGACGAGCUGCGCGGCAUCCGGCAAAAGCUCUACCCCCAGAGGCUGCCCAAGUUUUAUCCUGUUCUUAAGCCACGACCUCUGGUUUUCCGUGCCACCGAGGUUGACAAAGUGUGCCUACCAUUCCCUGGCUCCGAUCGCUCGGUAGUGAUGAGAUCCCAGCGCUUUCUCUACGAGCAGGAAAAAAAGAGACCAGUCCAAAUGCAGGCCUACGUAGGAUUUCCCUCUUGGCUGGCUGCUAGCGUUGUGAUCCUAUUUGCCAGCAUCUUUGGACUGUUCUCAAAGUUCAAAUUGGGGCGAACGCUGUUACUAAAGUAUCCCGGCAUAUUUUCCGGAGGAUUGGCCUCACGUUCCGGACCAAGUGAAGAGUCAAUGGAGCGCACCUAUUUUAGGAUGACAUUUAGAGCCAUUGGCUGGCCCAAAAGCGAUCGCCUGGCCGAGGGAUCAGACCAAUAUACGGAGCCCCCGUCCAAGUCUCUGAUGGUUCGUGUUUCGGGUAUGAAUCCUGGAUAUGGAGCAACCUGCGUGGCCCUGCUUUCUACGGCCUUAACCAUUCUUCGCGAGUCCGACAAAAUGCCUAAUAACGGCGGCGUUCUGGCUCCUGCUGCCGCCUUCUCAAAAACUAGCCUGAUCAGCGAGUUGGAAAAGCAUGAUCACGGCAUGAAGUUCGAGAUUCUGGCCAAUAAGUGAACUACAGAACGAACCUAAGAACUAAGACAUCGGCUCUCUUAACAAUUAGGCUAGUUUGCGAUUAUUGCACGUUGUCAACUGUAAUUAUAUAGAACGAACCUAAGAACUAAGACAUCGGCUCUCUUAACAAUUAGGCUAUCUUGUGAUUAUUGCAAGUUGUCAACUGUAAUUAUAUAAGCACUUAUUAAAUUUACUAACACAA